AUGGAAGCUCAGGUCAAAAAAGAGAAGAACUAUCCAAACAGGCAAGAACAAGCUACACUCAUGAAAGCCUGGAUUUUAAAUAAACUUAAAUGUUUAACAUCAAGAGAGGACUUGAAGUGGAGAAAUUGGAAAAUUAAACGCCCAAAACUUGAAGAGGUCAAGGAAUUCUUUGCUGAAACCACUCUACAUGGGUUAAAGUAUGUAACAGAGGAGAGUGUUUGGUGGUUUCAGUGUUUACUUUGGAUAACACUUUUUUGCACUGCUCUGGUAUUUCUUGUUUUCCUUACAACACCACUUUUUAACAAGUACAUUGAUGCUCCAACAUUGACUUCAGUUGAUACAACAAACUAUCCAAUAUCAAAUAUUAAGUUCCCUGGGGUGACCGUGUGUUCAAAUAUUAGGAUUUCGGCAACUCAAUUUCUUGAAGAAUGGAAGAGAAUGCCGUGGAGGGAACUGUAUAAUGAAAAUAUAGAUCUUGAGCAUUUAGUAAUGCAGCAUAUAAAGUUUAAUACUGAUCCUGCGGUUAUGAAAGAAACUGUUGAAAGUGAAAUUACGAGGCAAAAACUGGAAAAGUUCUUACCCACACUUAUGUACAAGAUUACACCAAGCUGUGAAGGAAUAUUUCUGGUUUGCAAAUGGCAGGGAAAACAGGAGGACUGUGCAAAACUAGUAACUAUGAGGAAAACGGAUACUGGGUUUUGUUGUUCCUUCAACACCAAGAAUUUGGCAGGAAACUUUGCUCCGAUUGAGUCUCCCACCCCUGAUUUUCCUUAUAUAGAUCCGUAUUCGCAUUGUUACAAAGCAUCAAGUGAUGCCAAUAGGACAGCAUAUGGCAAUUGCAGUUAUCAACUUCAGAGCGCCUCAAGUUCAGAGAACUAUAGAUCAUACCGUUAUAGUGGAGCUUUGAGGGGAUAUGAAACUGAUGACACAAACUACUGCCCUAGACUAAAAGAUCCUGCUGAUGGAGAAGGUAGGAUGGCAAGGAUACUUGGAACCCCGUCACCACAAAACCAAAAAGCGAAAACAUGGCAAAGUGAAGAAAUACGAAGUACAAAUAUGGCAUCAAAGGAUCUAGGGUUUUCUUUUCUGAUCCAUGCAAAUUUAGCAGAUGAAUAUAAAACAUUAUCAGAUGAACUGAGAACAUCAAACAACUUUUUUCAGGGUUUUGAGGUUCUGGUUCAUUCUCCGUUUGAGUUUCCUGUAGUAUCCAAGAAAAGUACUGCUGUCUCAAUUGGAGCUGAAACUUUUAUCGGUGUUUCAUCACAAGCUACAAUAUCAUCUGACAGUGUAAAAGACAUGUCACCAACAAGAAGGAGAUGUCUGCUUCCAGAGGAAACCAAUGUUCCUAAAAUGAAUGUUAAAUUGGAAGCAUUUGAUACUUACAAUCAGGCGAAUUGUCUGAUUGAGUGUGCUGCUACUACUAUGCUAAAGUUGUGUGGAUGUGUACCUUAUUAUUUUCCAACUCUACCAACAUCAUUUAUACAAGAAAAUGUUAGAAUGGGCAAAUAUCCAAACAGUUCUGGAUUCUGCUUGUUUGAAAAUCUGGUCUGUCUCAGUGAAAUUCAAGGAUAUCUGAAUGCAUUUGCUGCUGCUGAAUCUGGAGAAACGGAUGGAACUGAUGAAGGAUUGACUUGUCAUUGCCCGGAUGAUUGUGACCAGAUCUUAUAUAAUAAGGAGGUGUCUACGGGAACAGCUAAGGAUAAUAACACGGGCCUACUAAAUACUGUCUUAUGUCGUGGAAAAAAUGAAAAGAAUCAACCAGAUUUAAAUCAGAAUACUUUUAACCAUCUUAAUUGUUUUAAUACUACAUUCAAACAAGAAUACCAAGCUUUGAAGAACCUUCAUUAUCACAACAACAACAAUAACAACAACAGCAACCUUGGAACUAAUGAGGAAAUUAGUGAUUGCGUGGAAAGAACAUUUAAGAGAAAGAUGUCUAAUACAGCGCUAGUUCAUGUUUACUACAGAGAUAUGGGUUUAACUAAAUUUACAAAAGACCAGCUGUACGGAUGGCAGGAUAUAUUAGAAAAUUGUAAAAUGACUCCUCCUGGAUGUUUCCUAUGUUUAACAGAAGAUGCAGAAAAGUGCAACAUUUGCAACAUUAUCGCGAGUUGUAAAAUCCACUUACAUUUACACAGAUCUAAGUCUGGAGAAUGUUUUCCAUUUUAUCUUCAAGAAAACGAAACAAAAGGUCGCUUUCUGGUUGCAAGCCGAGACAUAGAACCUCUACAAAUCAUUUUGGAAGAUACCCCUGCCUGUACAGGUCCGGUUCACAGUACGGUUCCUGUGUGUUUAGAGUGCGGACAUAUUCUAACAUCUUUUGACGAGGUUUGUGAGUGUAGUGGUUGUGGAAGCACCCUGUGCUCUCGGGAAUGUGAUAAAGGUCCCCAACAUGCCAAGGAAUGUGAAAUCUUUAAGUCCAGACAAUUUUCUAUUAAUCCGCAAAGACUGAAUGUAUCUACAGAAGAAUAUCAAUUUGUGAUGACUCUACGCCUUCUGCUUCUUGACAGUGCCAGCCUUGAUCUUGUAAAUCGUUUAGAAGAUCAUUCAAACCUUCUUUCAGAGAAUGAGUUGAGCGUGUACAAGAGGAACGUGGUGAAUAUGAUCAGGGAUAGGUUAGGAAACCAACAGUGGUCUCAGCAGCUUAUCAUUAGAUUAAUAUCUAUCGUGAGAACAAAUGCUUUCCUAGGCCCUGGUAAACUUGGAAGAGGAGAGUUUAAAUGUCUGCUUCCUCUGGUUGCUCUCAUGAACCAUUCCUGUCAACCAAAUACAAGAAUACAUCACAAGGAGAAUCUGGCGGUUGUUAGAGCCACAGUACCAAUUAAAGAGGGAGAAGAAAUAUUUAUGAGCUACACAAAAACUUUUGAGAGUUAUAUUUCGAGAAGAACAAACAUUAUCAGUUGCUGGCAUUUUGUCUGCAACUGUGUCAGAUGUGUGGAUAUGACAGAUAUGGGGACCUAUGCCAAUUCCUUUAUAUGCCAAGAUUGUAAAGGAUAUAUGCAUCCUAGAAUAGAUGAGAACCUUGUUGUGUGGACUUGUGCAGAAUGCCGCAAAACAAUCUCAAGUGACGAUAUUACUCAAAAACAGGAAGAGAUCCAAUACAAGCUUCUUAAUCCAGGAGCAGACAUUGUUGAGCACCUAGAAAUGUUUCUAGCGGACAACAGUCGUGUUUUACACACUAACAAUCUAGACAUGGUGAUGGCAAAGAUGAUGUUAGCCCGGGAGUAUGGAGAAGUAAUGGCUCGACAAGAAGCUGUUGGAAACUCCUGGAAACUAAAACAAGUCAAGCGUAAGGUUGAACUUUGUGAGGAGAGUUUAAAAGUUAUUUCAGCAAUAUAUCCUGGUGUAAUUGAUCUUAAGGCUAACCUUGGCUUAGAGCUGGGACCUUGUGCGUUUGUUCUCUUACAAAAUCAACUCAGAAAAGGUGGUAAUGUACAGGGAAUGAAGGAGAAGGUUGAGGAGUUGAUCAGCAUAACCCAGAUGAGUCUGACCAGCUUCCAGCUACUAGAGGAGAUAGGUGAUACACUCAAGGCUGAAAGAUGCAGCUCAUUACUGAGAGAUCUGGAAGGAUUCAAACAACAACAUUUUCCUUAAUUUCUUGAAAUACACAUAUACUGAGAUAUUUUA
Eurytemora carolleeae is the source of this 3627-nucleotide messenger RNA. RefSeq lists its product as uncharacterized. The transcript is spliced from 43 exons. Gene Ontology annotation, molecular function: protein binding; sodium channel activity. The record is from RefSeq and is a predicted model, not a curated record. Gene Ontology annotation, cellular component: membrane. Lineage: Eukaryota; Metazoa; Arthropoda; Copepoda; Calanoida; Temoridae. Gene Ontology annotation, biological process: sodium ion transport. The coding region runs from base 1 to 3594 and encodes 1197 amino acids.